Molecule: messenger RNA, 969 nt
Organism: Thelazia callipaeda (thelaziosis nematode)
Lineage: Eukaryota; Metazoa; Nematoda; Chromadorea; Rhabditida; Thelaziidae
Source: the annotation of a GenBank genome assembly
AUGCCACCAGAUGACCCUCUCGGAAGGUAUGGACCGAAGCUAGCUCAAUUCUUGACAAAAGGAAAUACACCAUUACAUGCUCAACUUUGUCCGUAUGCGCGAAAAUGUACUUAUGGAAAUAAAUGCAAAUUUUACCACCCGGAAAGGCCAAAUGGUAUUCACGUCAGUGUCACGGAACGAUUAAUGAGAGAAAAACAACGGAAAGAGUUAUUACCUGUUUAUGAUUCGCAGAUGAAGUCAACUGCUUCUGAAUCUUCGAUUUAUCCGACGAUUAUGCGAACUCAAAACUUGAAUUUGCCAAUGCUUGACGCAGCAAAAAAAACAUCUGAUAAUAGAAAACUAAUGCAAAACAUAGUAAUAAACAGUCCUCGAGAACGAUCAAGACAGAUGCCUUUACAUCCUCAUCUAGCGCUAUCAGUCCAUCAGAAUACUCCUUUAUCUCGAAAUUGGCCUUUACUAAGUCAAAAUCAUCAUCCAUCUUUGGUUGUAUCAAACUCAGCACCGUCACCUUCGCUGCGAUUACAUUCAAAUCCCUACCAUAGUUCUAAUUCAUUUCCUCAACCUCUCUGCUUACCAUUCACCUAUAAUGGAUUACGAUACCACAACGGUAAUGAACCACAUCAGGAAAUAGGCAGUAAUGCUCUACUUUCACCACACUGUUUUGUUCCAAAUUCACCUGCAGGAAGUAAUAACAUGUGUGGAAAAAAUAAUACCAUAUCAUCACAGCCUCAAAUACCAUUUAUACCAGCUUGGAACAAAUCGAAAUUGAAUUCAGCAAAAUCACUGAGGACAAACCAAAAUAACCCAUCAGUGAUUAAUGAUCGAAAUCAGCUGCAAAAUAUCCUUUGUCAAUUGUUUCCGAAACGAAUUGUCUUGACUGUAAUGGAUGCAUUUCCGGAUGAAAAUGAUCCACGUGAAUUGUGUCCACGAAUCAUUGCGCAAUUACGUGGGAGUAUUAAUAAUGAAUAG